Messenger RNA from Psilocybe cubensis, 1173 nucleotides. RefSeq lists its product as uncharacterized. The transcript has 7 exons. Gene Ontology annotation, molecular function: glucuronosyltransferase activity; xylosyltransferase activity. Bases 1 to 1173 code for a protein of 390 amino acids. Lineage: Eukaryota; Fungi; Basidiomycota; Agaricomycetes; Agaricales; Agrocybaceae. The record is from RefSeq and is a predicted model, not a curated record. Gene Ontology annotation, biological process: protein O-linked glycosylation via mannose.
AUGUAUCCUGACUUUCUGUCUGAUCGUGCUGGUAGCGCUUUCUCCUGGGAGUCGAGUAAAUUCACUCUUGAAAACGGGCUUGGGCAUUCUGACUCUGUGUAUGUCGAUGAGAAACUGGUCCUUUCGAAAGUUUUUGCAAAUUCUAUGCGGCCCUCGAAUAUCAGGCCCUACUUUUAUCGUGCCAAAGGAUCCUUUGAAAAAGAUGACAUCACGAUUACGACGCUCAUCACCAGUAAUCGAUUCAAGGUCUUUGCCAGAUUAGUCGAGAAGUAUCGAGGUCCCAUUUCUGUCACUGUCCAUGUUAAGGAUGUUGCCGAGCACGUUGAAGCUGUAUUGGAGUCUCUGCGCGACAUGUACAUAUCGUCCCAAACGAUGAUGACUUUUGUAGAUGUACACUUGGUUGUCGACGCAUUCGAUCGCCAGUUUAACACCUGGCGAAAUAUUGCUCGUCUGUUCGCAAGAACCGACUUUGUGAUGAUGCUGGACAUUGACUUCUACCCUUGCACGGACUUUAGAUCGGUCAUUAGGCGUAGCUCAACAAUCUCAGAUAAGCUAUAUGCGGGAAGGGCUGCACUUGUGGUUCCUGCUUUUGAAUAUGUUGAUUUCCAUGAAGGCACCAAUUAUGCCGCGUUUCCGACCAAGAAAAUGGAUCUUCUUCAUUUAGUCAAUAAUCAUCGCAUCGACAUGUUCCAUGCUUCUUGGGCCCCUGGUCACAAUAGCACGGACUAUAAUCACUUCUACUCUGCCCCUUCCGGUGAGGUGUACAAAGUAACUCGUUACCAAUCAGCAUAUGAGCCUUAUGUUAUCUUCAAGAAGGAUGGGCCGCCAUGGUGUGAUGAGCGCUUCGUCGGAUAUGGAGGAAACAAGGCGGCUUGCCUUUUCGAGAUGUAUCUAGCUGGUGUCUCGUUUUAUGUACUCGCCGACCAUUUUAUCGUCCACCAGAACCAUCUAUAUGAAGAAAAUGCCCGCAAGAAUGAGCGCAGGCGAAAUCGUAAACUGUAUGCGGAUUUCAAGGAAGAGUCAUGUUUACGGUAUUUGAAAAGUUAUCAUGAUCUCAACAUGCUCCGCUCAGAUCUCGCGGAGAACGCAUUGGCUGAGUGCAGGAAGCUCAAGUCUGUCGUCCGAGCCGUCCCAAAGUACUUUCAAAGCCACACAGAAGGUGUUAUACCCUAA